AUGGCCGCAUCAGAAGCCGUCACGAGCGUGGAGCUCACCUCGCUCCCCAAGAUCGCCACCGGCAAGGUGCGCGACCUGUUCACCGUCGACGACAAGACGCUCCUCUUUGUCGCGUCGGACCGCACAUCCGCCUACGACGUCGUCAUGGCCAACGGGGUGCCGGGCAAGGGCGUGAUCCUGAACCUGGCGACCGUGUUCUGGUUCAAGCUGCUCACGGCCAAGGUCGCGGGCCUCAAGACUCACUUUCUCGGCACGGACGCGCCGGCGUCGCUGACCGAGGCCGAAAAGGCCGUCGUGCGCAGCAGGAGCAUGCGCGUCCGCAGGCUCAAGGUCUUCCCCGUCGAGGCCAUCGUGCGCGGCUACGUCGCCGGAUCCGCCUGGGCAGAAUACAAGACUAGCGGCACGGUGCACGGCCUGCAGGUGCCCGCCGGCCUGAGGCAGUGCGACAAGCUGCCGAAGCCCCUGUACACGCCGUCGACCAAGGCGGAGCAGGGCGACAAGGACGUCAACAUCACGCCGGCGCAGGCGGCCGAGAUCGUCGGCGACAAGUACGCGGCAGAGAUCGAGAGGCUGGCGCUGGCCGUGUACGAGGCCGCGGCGGACUACGCGGCGGACAAGGGGAUCAUCAUCGCCGACACCAAGUUUGAGUUUGGGUUGGACGAGGAGACGGACGAGGUGGUCCUCGUCGAUGAGGUGCUGACGCCUGACUCGUCAAGGUUCUGGCCCAAGGACAAGUACGAGCCCGGCCAGGAUCAGGAGAGCUUCGACAAGCAGUUCAUCAGGAACUGGCUGACGGAAAAUGGGCUCAAGGGCAAGGAAGGGGUUGUGCUGCCUGAGGACGUGGUCAAGGCGACGAGGGGCAAGUACGAGGAGGUGUUUGGAAUGUUGACGGGUAAGACGGUCGAGGAGGCGCUGAAGGAUGGGUUUCCGGUGUAUACCAACCUCCUCAGUCCUACCUUCCCACCUUUGUACCCCAUCUCCCAGCCUCGCAACGACCAAAAGGUCCAACGCACCAACCAGAGCAACAAAACCAGUUGGCCCGCACACCAUGAAUAUGCAAGUCCUCCUCGACGUGCAUACACAUGCAUUUCCCUGUACAACCUAUUGGCUCGACUACCACCAUCCAAGUGGAGGAGGGGGUCUGCUGCUGCUGCAACGACGGCAAGAACGAGAAGCGAAGGAAAUUUCGAGGACACCACCACCAUAAGCAGGAUGAACCUGAAUUUCGAUUAUGUCGAGCCGCCAAGGAACGGCUCGUAUGCCCGCAAACCGAAAAAAUCACACGCCACAAAUAGAAGAUCAGAGAGAAGAAUAGCUUCAAGUAGCAGCUACACAGAGUCCACGAGAUUACGAGACAGACGAUACAACGAUUACGACGAUUCUACGACUGCUGCUUCGGAUAUUGCUCAACCAAGCGUACUGCCAGCUUGCCCAUCUCCUCCAGGGACAGCUUCAAGUUGGCCUUCCGAGUCGGAAAUCUACGGUCCAGACCGCUUCAACGGCCCAGAUUACACCCCAUAUUACGGACCAGAUCGCUUCAACUGCUCGGAUUUCGGCCCAGAUUACGAACCAGACCGCUUCCUUGGUCAGCGUCAAGCACCAGUCAUACUGACGGAGGCUGCUCUGGCAGAAUUGAGGAACGAUCCGGACCUCACUCUGGACGACGUACCGGACAUCGGCUACCAGUACAUGCUGGAGGGGCGAGCAGCCGCCGCUCAGGGCAUCUCUAUCAAAGACAGGAUGGCUCUGGAGGCCGGCCAGGUCACGCCCGGCUUGGAUGACACCGAGCACCUCCAGUAUGCCAUUGAAGCAAUCACAAAGGACUUCCGCAAGGGAGGGCCGUCGAAUGUUACGGACAGCAACCAAUCCGACUAUUAUGAAAGGUCGAUACCUGAUCAUGACUAUCCCGCAAAAUAUACACGACAUGCAGGGCCUAGAGGCGUGACCCCACCGCCCGACGGUCGAAUGGAGCGUGACCUACAUCUCCAGAAAAACCAAUCGCAGCGUAAAGCAAGGGCCGAGAAAAAGAGGGAUGCUAGCAUUUCCCAGCCUUCCUCCCAGUCCACAUUGGUGCGACAUAGCCAGCCUCCCGGUGUGGUUGAAGUUUCGAAAGAAACCGACCCCAAGAGCACUGGAAAGUAUCCCGACAGAUUUGAGGCGUCGUCUUCCAGGAGCAAAACUCACUUAUGUUGCCGGCCCCGUGUAUUACAGCACCAAUCUCUGUCGAUCCUCAUGGGUCUAUGUGUGGUGAUAAUUGCACUCCUCAUGUUCUGCGCCAUCUACUCGCAGACCAACUCUGGCUUUGUCAACUACAACGGUACUAUAUAUGGAGGCCAAUUCUUCGUAUUUCGGAUGCUGCCGCAACUUCUCGCCUCGGUUGUUUUGUUCUACAGUCAGGCGGUACUGAUGACCACGCUGCGCAUUUUGCCUUUUGUGCGAUUAGCACAGAGUUCGGUCUAUUUUCGGAGUGGAGCCCUCUUUGAUGAUAUAUAUCGGCCGUCAACAUAUCUUUUUCCGCGUCUGCCUCUGCCAUUACGGCCCGCCCCUUACCAUGUCUCGACCGAUCCGAGGGACAGACCCUACCCCGGUCGGCCGCCUAAGCAAGUCCGGAAUCACAACUAUAGACAGACAAUUUUUGCGCGAGUUCUCUACUAUUGGGACCUGUGUCUGCCAUUGCUCAUGAUGUGGUUGGUGAACUUCACUAUACCCUUGCAGAGCUCCAUGUUCACGGUUGUGUAUAUUGGUGACGAUACCUGGCGCUGGGCGACGGUUCAAGGAGUCGCAUGGACACUUGUAGCGCUGUACCUCGGCUUAUUCCUGGCCAUAUUUUUGACAAUGAGAUACUGGCAAAGCAAUCCCAUAACAGGGCUUGCCUGGGAUAUUCGGUCAAUUGCGGAUGUGGCGGCUCUCGUGUCGCACGGAAACCACCCCGAUACCAGUCCUGCUUUCAAUCUGCUCAAAGACUACCGCGAUACUGAAGUCAUGGCCUCUCGCGACGAGCUCAGGUGGGCUCUGCGAGACCGUGAUAGUGACAGGCUUUCUAUGUGGGAAAUGACGAUGGAUUUGGGGACAGGCCCCCAGCCAGGAAACGCGGCUGAGUUUGAGAACAUCCCAACGCGAGGCAAUAUGAUCGAGUACGGCCUCGGUUCGGCAAGAGGCCAUGAGCUAGAUCUCGCUAGGUGGAGGAAUGCGAAAUAUCCGAUUACGCAAAGGGUGCGAGAAGCUCGUGAGCGCAUUCUGUCACAAGAGUCUCGGCGCGACAUGGCCACAGAGAAGGAUGAGGAAGAUAUUGAUAUCGAGGCUUCACCACACAAUAGGAGGGUGCGGUAUCGCUGGUUGCCUUGGUGCUUCCGCACUCGACAAUUGGUAUUCUUCAUCAUCGCCAUGGCCGCCAUGCUGAUCACGCUGCUGGCUGUCUCAUUUGCGCCUGCGACCAACAUUCAAAACGGCUUCUUGCCAGGAGUGCGCGCUGGCCCCGUUGACGGAAGCUUUUCUUCUGCCAACUUUUUGUAUAGCUUCCUCCCUGCCUUCCUUGGCAUGCUCCUGUUUCUCAGCUUCCAGAUAUUGGAAAUGUGGUUACGCAUACUUCAGCCCUGGGGUGAGCUCACGACUGGACAGGAGGGAGCGUUGCCCGAGCGCUCAGUGCUUGCAGACUACGCAGCUUGUGCGCCACUGCAAGCGGCCUACCAUGCAUACCGCAACCGUCACUGGCGUGUCGCCGCGAUCCAUACCCUGUCUGUUAUAUUUAUUCUGAUCCCCGUUGUGGGCGGCGGGAUGUUCAUGGCGCUCACCACCGACGAGAAUGAAGUGCGCAUGGUGCCCAACAUUCCAGCCUUUGGAUUCCUGCUGGCGCUCCUAGCUGUCUACCUCAUGACACUCGCAUCGUUCCUCCAUGGCAGGGGGGCCUUCAAGCUCCCGCACGGGGUGACGUGCUUGGCCGAGAUUAUAUCGUUCGUGGCAAACGACGACGUGGCCGAUGACAAGGUUUUCCACGACAACAAACUCAGCAAGUCGCAGAUGAUGCGCAAAAUGGGCGUUGGCAAACCCCCUCAGCACCAGGAUCGAUGGCGUUUUGGUCUUGGCGCGGGACGGGACGGGCGUCUCGGCGUGAGAAGGGUCGUCAGGUUCACCGAGAGUCCGAGAUCGAGCCGGCGAAGCAGGAAGGCGUCGGCUAUGGGUGUGGGUGGGAGUUCAGCUCGCAGAGAUGGUAGCGGCGGGUCGAAGUAUGGGUGA
Pyricularia grisea is the source of this 4233-nucleotide messenger RNA. RefSeq lists its product as uncharacterized. Bases 1 to 4233 code for a protein of 1410 amino acids. Gene Ontology annotation, biological process: 'de novo' IMP biosynthetic process. The record is from RefSeq and is a predicted model, not a curated record. Lineage: Eukaryota; Fungi; Ascomycota; Sordariomycetes; Magnaporthales; Pyriculariaceae. The transcript is spliced from 3 exons. Gene Ontology annotation, molecular function: phosphoribosylaminoimidazolesuccinocarboxamide synthase activity. Gene Ontology annotation, cellular component: cytoplasm.